AUGGCCGGGACUUUCAGCCAUGUCGUGGGAGAAAUCAUUGCCAAGCCUCACUGCUAUGUAGAGGAACUUGACCUCCUUAGUCCUCGCGACCACGCGCAAAUCACACUUUGGAACAGCAGUUUACCAGAGCAACGCGAGGAAUGUAUUCAUCAUCUGAUCACGGAACGUUGUUACCGCCAACCAGAAGAACUAGCCAUUUCGUCCUGGGAUGGCAACGUCACCUAUCAAGAGCUGCAGGACUUGUCUUCGCAGUUUGCUCAUGAGUUGUUCUCCAUAGGAAUCGGACCGGAAACAUUUAUUCCUCUGCUUUUCGAUAAGUCCAAAUGGACCUAUAUUGCCAUACUUGGAGUCCUCAAAGCUGGAGCAGCAUUCGUCUUGCUCGACUCAUCAUACCCACAGAGUCGACUGAACACCAUUUGCCAAGAGGUGAAUGCCAGUCUGAUUGUUUCAUCUCCAGAACUGUUGGAUCUAGCGAGCUCGUUGGUGCACAAAGUCCUCUGUGUCAGCGAGACUCAGUCAUACUGGACCAAAACCAUCCCACAGGCAUGGAGCAACCCCGCCAGCAAACCGACAGAUGCCUUGUACAUCGUUUUUACCAGUGGGUCGACUGGUAAACCCAAAGGCGUGAUAAUAGAACACAUUGCAUUUGCUACCAGAGCCGCUGCCGCAGGCCCGCGCUUGCAAUUAGACCAGAGACCAAGGGUAUUACAAUUCUCCUCUCACGCAUUCCAUGUCACUUAUCGCGACGUUCUCACAACUCUAAUCUGGGGAGGUUGUCUGUGUGUGCCAUCCGAAAAAGACCGCAAGAAUGAUCUCUCAUCCUUCAUGGCCACAAGUGGUGUAAGCUGGGCCAGUCUGACGCCAUCUGUCGUCGCGCUCCUUGAUCAUAGAAAACUUCCGACUCUGAAAUGGUUGGUAGUCGCAGGUGAACACAUGCCUCGUGCGGUAAUGGAUGCAUGGGUGGAUCGGGUACAGCUCAUGAACGCCUACGGUCCGUGUGAGUGUGUCGGUAUCAACGCUGUACAGUCCAAACUCAACUCACAAAUGGAUUGUCAAAACAUUGGUCAUGGUCUUGGAGCUGUCCUGUGGCUUGUUGAUCCCAAUGAUCAUAACAAAUUGGCACCGAUUGGAACCAUCGGCGAGAUCGUCAUUCAGGGCCCAGCAAUGGGGAGAGAAUAUAUCAAUCAGCCGGAAAGAACCCAAAGUUCUUUUCUUUCUUGCGCGGCAUGGCAACAAAAAUUUCACGAUGGCGAACGGAAAAGACUCUACAAAACGGGUGAUCUCGGCCGAUACAAUGCCACCGACGGCACAAUCAUAUUCUUCGGUCGCAAAGACACACAGACCAAGCUGAAUGGACAGCUGGUAGAGCUGAGAGAGAUUGAAUUUCACCUCCAGAAGAGCCUGGCUCGUAUUGAAAUAAUUGUGCCUAAGGUGGCAGUCGAGGUCGUCAUUCCCCAAGGUGCAACUGUACCACGGCUUUUGGCAUGCAUCGAAACACCAACUUGUGAAUUCAACACAGCAACCGCGAUCGGCCCCUCUGAAGCUGUCCGUGAAUCUUGGCGAGAUCUUGAGUCUCAGCUUGCCAAAGCUCUUCCCAGGUUUAUGGUUCCCUCUUGCUUUAUCCCAAUACAACGAAUGCCCAUCACCAUGUCAAAGAAAACAGACCGGAAGAGUAUAAGGAGUCUUCUUGCAAGCCUAACGCUCACUGAUAUUCAAAGAUACGGCGGGGUUGAUCUAGUCCAUGAGGAACCACCCACUGGUGAACGGGAAACAACCCUUCGGUCACUUUGGGCAGCUGCGCUCAACCAAAAGGUUGAAAGUAUCGGUCGCCAUAGUCACAUUUUCCGACUUGGAGGAGAUUCAGUGACAGCGAUGAAACUUGCGAGUCUUGCCCGUGAGAGCGGCUUUGAUUUGAUGGUUGCGGACAUAUUCCAAUGGCCAGUACUUUGCGACCAAGCCCAAGUGUUUUCGGACUUUCCUUCCUCGCAGAAUGGAAUAAGUGCGGCUUCACUCCCGUACGUCCCGUAUUCUCUAGUCGGGAACGACGUCGAGAAAGUCCUGGAAAGCUCAGUGCGACAAUGUGCUUUACCGUCAGAUGAAAUUGAAGAUGUCUACCCGUGCACAGCUUUGCAAGAAGGCUUAAUGGCACUUACCCUGCAGAGACCUGAGGCAUAUACGGCGCAACAUGUCUACCGUAUGGUUUCGGAAAUACAGGAUGAAGAUUAUCGAGCCGCUUGGAGCACGACUAUUGCCGCCAAUCCAAUUCUUCGGACACGGAUUGCGCAGACUCGGAUGGGUGCAUUUCAAGUUGUCACGAAAAGCUCGGAACCGAAGUGGAGAGUCCACAAUGAUCUAGAUCAAUAUCUGGCGGAGGAUAAAGCAGAUCCCAUGCAACUUGGAGACACCCUUAUUCGGGUUGGGAUGAUAUCAGAGGAUUCUGGCGAUCGACUAUGUGUAAUCACCAUUCAUCACGCAUUGUAUGAUGCCUGGUCGAUGCCUUUGGUUAUCAACGAAAUUGCAAAAGUUUGCCGCGGGGAACGUCUAUCUCCACGACAUUUCUCCCCGUUCAUCAAACAUAUCAAGGAUAUGCAGAGUGAGUCUCAGGUCUUUUGGGCUGCCAAAUUGGGCGACUGCGAUACGACCUUCUUUCCAUCGUCGUCAUCAUCAAACCACAUUCCGGUACCAAACUCCUCUACGCAGAAGAUCGCUGUCGCAUAUGAUCCUUCCUCUUUUGAAGGAUUCACUCUCUCCAGUCGAAUCAGACUGGCAUGGGCAGUGACCCUGAUGCACUAUACAGGUAAUAAAGACGUCGUGUUCGGCGCGACAGUCAGCGGUAGAGGUGCAUCUGUGCCUCAUAUCGACAAUAUAACCGGUCCCACUAUUGCAACAGUACCCGUCCGCGCUCAACUGACUCAUGAACAUACAAUUCGAACACUGCUUCAAAACAUUCAAGCCGACUUUCUCGAAACCAUACCACACGAGCAACUGGGCUUGUCUCAAAUCAGCAAACUUAACAACGGGACAUACUCGGCGUGUCAGUUCCAGAAUCUGCUGGUUAUUCAAGCCCAAGAAAGUGAUCCAGAGUAUGAUCACAUGAAGCCCUUGCGCCGUUCAUCUGCGAAGGAUUCAGCUUCAUUCGGCUCCUACGCGAUGACCAUCACGUGUGAGACCAAGAGAGGUGCGAAUGAAGUUACCAUGCAAAUAAUGUUUGAUAGGGACAUUCUCAGUUCCUCUCUGGCAGAAAGGAUUUCAUAUCAUUUCGCACAUGUCUUAUCAACCGUUAACUCGAGCCUUGACAUGACCAUUGAAGAUAUUCCAUCCGUCAGCCCGCAAGACAUGGCGGACUUGAGCAUCUGGAACGGUAAUCUACCAAGUACAGUGAAGGUCUGUGUGCACGAUGUGAUUGGGGAGCAUUUUGCAUCGCAGCCAGAUGCGGAGGCUGUGUCUGCUUGUGAUGGAAUUUUGACAUACUUUCAACUCCAACAGUAUUCCAUGAGAUUGGCACGCAUUUUGACGGAACGGGACUCGCAGCAAGAUGCCAAGAAAGAUGGCAGUGUUGGGGGCAUUGUGCCUAUCUGGAUGAACAAGUCCAAGUGGGUUCCCGUAGCAAUGCUUGGAAUUAUGAUGGCUGGCAAAACAUUCACUCUUUUGGACCGCUCUUACCCACUGGAACGCACAAAUCUGAUGAUUGAAGAAACAUCCGCUUGCAUAGUGUUGAUCAACGAGCCAAAUUUCGAGCCUAGGCUGAACGAAAAAGUCAUAUGCAUCUCCAUCCCAGAACUGUGCAUAAAACCAGAUGCAGACACCCAAGCAACACACAUCAUUUCAUCCAACCCGGAAGAUUGUGUAUACGUAGCAUGGACCUCUGGAUCAACUGGCAAACCGAAGGGUGCAAUGGUUAGCCAUGGGUCAUUGGUAUCUACCUUUCAGAGGACCAACGCUACUUUCGGACGCACAUCGUCAUCUAGGGUGUUGCAAUUUGCUUCCUUUGCAUUUGAUGUUAGCAUCGAAGACAUUCUUACCGCACUCAUGGUUGGAGCAUGCGUCUGUAUGCCCUCCGAUGAGGAAAGAAAGAAUUCGCUAGCUUCAUACAUUCAGAAUCAGCGGGUGACCUCUGCCGACUUGACACCUUCUGUAGCGCGCUUGCUACAGCCCUCCAAGCUGCCUUCAUUGAAGACAAUUAUAAUGGGCGGUGAGGCUGUUUCGCAAGAUGAUAUUUGCUCUUGGAAAGACUAUUGCAAUGUUGUUAUUGUUUACGGGCCGGCAGAGUGCUCCUCUACUUGCACCAUGCAUCGGGAUCCCCAAGCGGCUGAUGGAAACUCGAUCGGAUGGCCAAAGGGCACGAAUUGCUGGGUUGUGGAUCCGGCCGAUCAUAACACCCUCGUGCCGAUUGGGGCGGUUGGAGAGCUUCUCAUCGAAGGACCCAACGUUGGAAUGGGUUACUUGAAUGAUCCUGAGAAGACAAAAGCGGCUUUUAUAGAGAGCCCCGGGUGGAUUCUCGAAUUUCGCGCUGGACAGCAUACACCCCUCUACAAGACUGGAGAUCUAGUACGGUACGAGCCUGCCGGAAACUUUCGGUUUUUGCAGCGAAAAGACAGCCAGGUGAAGCUCAAUGGUCAGCGCAUAGAGCUGGGUGAGGUGGAACACCACAUAUUACAUGCUCUGCGCGAAGAUGACAUAGAUGCCGCCAGUAUGGUCGAGGCUAUCACUGCGGAGCUGGUCUAUCCACAAUCUCAAAGAGGGAGACCCGCUCUUGUGGCUUUCCUGUUGGUGAAAGACCCGCCAAGAGCUUCCCAGAGAUGCGGAGGCAGUUAUGCCUUCCUUCUUUCGCAAUUUACCCAAUUCGAGGACAUGUGCCAUAAUCUUCAAUCUGCACUGCUGGCUCGUGUACCUCGCCAGCUCGUACCGACAGCAUUUUUGCCUCUCUCAGCUAUGCCAUAUUCAGCCUCAAAAAAGACCGAUAGAAAAAAAUUGCGAGAGCUUUGUUCAUCACUGCCUGUCAGCGAUUGGCAAGUCUUUGCCGGGCAACAAUCAAAGAUCAAACAGCCGCCACGCACCCACGCAGAGCAGAAACUUUACAAUAUCCUGACAGAUGUGCUCAAAAACGAUGAAUUUGGAAUGAGCGAUAACUUCUUUCACCUUGGUGGAGAUUCAAUUAUGGCCAUGAAGCUUGCUGGGGUAGCACGAGAAGAGGGCAUCCGGAUUCGCGUGGCAGAUAUUUUCCAGUUUCCUAUCCUCGAAGCACUGGCCGAACGGAUGACGAGUGAAGAUGAAACCCAGCAGACGCAUCCUUUUGAGCUUCUGUCCGGUGAUGCCGCCCGAGAGAAGGUUUUUGAAGCGGUAGAACGGACCUUUGGUAUCUCCCGCAACCAUAUUGACGAUAUUUACCCGUGCACCCCGCUUCAGGAAGGCAUGUUUGCAUCGACUAUCAGAAAUAACGAGGGAGCCGACAAUCUCUACGUAACACAGAUGACAUUCAAACUCCCUGAUACUAUCGACGUGGAAAGAUUGCGGAUGGCAUGGGAACUGACUGUCAAGAGAAAUCCCAUCCUGCGCACCAGAAUUUACUCGGACAUGACUGAAACCCUUCAGGUGGUGCUCAAAGAACAGGAACUUCAGUGGGAGGAUCGAGGGGAAACACUUGAAGAAUUUGCCCAACGGAAUUCAAAGCGUGACCUACAAGUUCAAGAAUCUUUGCUAUGUUUCACGAUAACUAAAGAUCGCCAAGCCCCCUGUCAUCACUUGAUUAUCACCAUUCAUCAUGCGCUAUAUGAUGGUUGGUCGUGGCCAUUGAUUUUCGAUGAGGUGGAGGGUGCAUACAAUAACACGCUGCCUUCGGAAUUACCACCGCCAUUUGUAUCCUUUAUCAAGCAAAUUCGAAAAAUUGAUGACACAGCCAUGGCGCGCUUUUGGGCAUCUGAGCUCACGGAUAUCGACGCACCAAUUUUUCCCAAAAAUCCGACAUCAUCAGUUAUGCGCAAAUCCAUUGAGACUUGCAAAGCCUCUUCAUCCUGCGUCCUUCCGUCUGUCCAGAUGGGGAUCACAUCUGCAACAGUCGUUCAACUUGCCUGGGCAUUGACGUUGAAUCAUUACACCGAUAGUAACGACACAGUGUUUGGCCUUGCAACUUCCGGGAGAGAUACCCCUGUCAAUGGGAUUGAAAGAAUCAUUGGGCCGACAAUUGCCACGUUUCCUGUUUUUACUCGAAUUGACAAGAGUAAAAAUAUACAAGAGCUACUUUCAGAUAUGCAAUCGCAUGUCAGUGAGAUGACUCCUUAUCAGCAUUUCGGGUUGCAAAACAUUGCUCGGUCUAGCCCCAGCGCGGCAGCAAUAUGCCAGUUCAACAAUAUACUGGUUGUCCAGACAGAGGCAUCUAAAAGUGGCUCGCAGAUUUUCGGGAAGACCAUUCGGGGCUCUGAGGGCACCCGAGCUGCAUUCGCUCAAUUUGCCCUCACUUUGGACUGCAAGCUAGUCGACUCCGGAAAAUCUGUCAAUGUCGAGGCGAGCUACGAUGUCGAUGUACUGCCUCGAGUUCAAAUGGAAUGGAUCUUAGCUCAAUUUGUUCAUUCAAUCGAAUGGAUAACCCGGAAUCCCGAAGGUAGGCCAGGUGACAUUGCGGCUGUGAACCCGAGGCAUAUCUCCAAAGUACAAAAAUGGAAUGAAACUCUUCCGAGUUCAGUUCGUACCUGUGUCCCCGAUUUGAUCAGCCAACACUGUGAAAUCAGACCAACAGCCGUAGCGGUCGCUGCCUGGGAUGGUGAGCUGACAUACAAAGAACUUGAUUUGCUUACCUCUGGGCUCGCUAAGAGUCUUUCGCAUGAACAUAAGGUCGGCGCAGGUCAAUUUGUUCCUAUAUGUUUUGAGAAGUCAAAAUGGUUCGUGGUGGCUAUGCUCGCGGUCCUGAAGGCAGGAGGAGCCUUCUUGUUACUUGACCCAAUGCAACCUAUCAACCGCUGGCAUGCUCUCUGUCAAAGAGUCUCAGCCGAGGUUGUUUUGGCGUCCGCUACCUGGACGAAGCCUAUGGUGGAUCUGGGCUGGAAAGUCGUUACCGUGUGUGAUAAGAUAGAGAAAGAGGACCGUUUCAAAGAUUAUCAUCAUAUUGCACUCUCUCAAGUGAGCCCUGAUGACCCCGCUUAUAUAUGCUUCACAUCAGGGUCGACUGGAAACCCGAAAGGCGUGGUGAUUGAGAACUCCAUGGUAGCCACGAACGCUGUCAUGUCUGCAGGUGUGCAGAGGCUCACUCCGACAUCCCGCGUUCUUCAAUUUGCCCACUUUACGUUUGACGCAGUUAUCAAUGAAACUGUCUAUGUUCUAGUCAACGGGGGAUGCAUUUGUAUUCCUGAAAGUGUCGAGAGUCGCUCCGUGGUACGUACGAUCAAUCGAUACAAUGUGAAUUGGGCCUUCAUGACCCCGUCCGUUGCCCGUACGGUUGAUCCAGAGGACGUGCCCGGGCUGAAGACCUUGGUAAUUGGAGGUGAACCAUUUGAAGAAGUCGACAUAUUAACCUGGGCCCAUCGUGUCUAUCUGCUGAAUGGCUAUGGUCCAACUGAAUGUACUGUGAUGUCGAACAUGAAAGGCCCAAUCCUUAGCAGCCGUGAUAUCGGCAACAUUGGCCCUGGAAUCGCAGCUGUUUCUUGGGUGGUAGACCCCGACAAUAUCCACCAGCUCAUGCCACUUGGCGCCGUGGGAGAGCAUCUAAUCGAGGGCCCUAUCGUCGGUCGAGGAUAUCUGAAUGAGCUCGAAAAAUCCGCAGCCGCCUUUAUCAAACCACCGUCGUGGCUGGAAUGCUUCCGACCAGGCGGAGCAGGCCGUUUGUAUCGGACUGGAGAUCUUGUCCGGUACAGUUCCGAUGAUGAUGCCUCAAUUCAGUAUAUGGGUCGCAAAGACAACCAGAUCAAAAUUCGCGGGCAGCGAAUUGAACUGGGUGAGGUCGAACAUCACCUACGGCAGUGUUUUCCUCGAUCUAAAUCCGUUGUCGCGGAGAUGAUCAACCCAAGCCACGCCAAAACUCGACACUUCCUAGCAGCAUUCAUCUAUGAUGAGUUGGAAAGGGACAUUACUGGAAUCAUUGACAGCUUAAAUGCGCCUCAUAACGAAUCACUGUUCUUUGCCACGCCUUCCAAAGAUUUCCAAGCACAAAUUUCAGAAGCCAAGCUGGACCUCAGAAAGCAUCUGCCCAGCGCGAUGGUUCCAGAGAUUUUCCUUCCUCUUCUUCGUCGGCCUUUGAACACUUCGAACAAAUCAGAUCGUCGACUACUCAGAGACAAGGCGUCAAAUCUUUCAUUUCAAGAACUCCAGUCGUAUCAGUUCGAGAAUACAUCAAGGGAACAUCAACUGCCUACAACCUCCAAUGAGAUAGUUCUUCACCAACUUGUUAGCCAAGUACUUGGUAUUUCUCCCGAAGAUUUCGGGAUGGAAGCCAAUUUUGUUUCUUUGGGCGGUGAUUCCAUCCUGGCCAUGAGACUGGUUGGGUGGGCAAACAAGCGUGGGCUCGUCUUGACUGUGUCAGAUAUCUUCACCCAUCGUCAGCUUAAAGAUCUUGCUCUCGCUAUUUCAGUUCAAUGCACGCAUGAGCAUAUGGUGGAAUAUUCUCAUUUUCAACUUAUCAAUUCCGAAGACCGUGAGUUCCUUAUAAGCAAGGCCAUGGAGGAAUGCGGUGUUCAGAGAGCGCAAAUCGAGGAUAUAUACCCUUGUACCCCUCUCCAAGAGGGCCUACUCGCACUCACUGCACGCCAGAAGGGUGCCUACACUGGUAAAUUCGAGUUACAACUUCCCAAAGAUAUCGACCAUUCAAGGUUUCAGAACGCAUGGGCUACUAUUCUACAGUCGAACCCCAUUUUGCGUACGCGGCUUAUCCUGGUUCCCCGUCAUGGCACGCACCAAGUAGUACUUCGGGAAGAUAUCGAUUGGAGCUCUGCGAUGAACUCCUCAGGUGUUGAGAUGUCAUUUGGUUCGCCCUUGAUACAAUUCGGCUACUCCGCCAAUGGAAAUUUCACCGUGAUUUUGCAUCAUGCGCUUUAUGAUGAGAUAUCAUUGGGAAAUGUGUUUCAGCAGCUUGAACGAGCGUACAAGGGGCAAACUGUUGAAACGCAGCCCUUUACACCCUACAUAAGAUACUUGUCUGAGUUGAAGCCCGAGGAAGGCUGUAACUUUUGGGAAGUUGAGUUAGCGGAGUUGGCUGCACCGAUCUUCCCGGUGCCUUUAUCCAACGUUUCGAUCGCUAAGCCAACAUACUGUCUGAGAUACGAAGAAGAAUUUCAAAUCAACAAACGGCUUGGAGUUCCGGCAUCUGCUUUAAUCAAACUUGCCUGGGCAAUUGUUGUUUCAAAAUCUACCGGAGUCGAUGAUGUCUUGUAUGGCUCGGUCGUUAAUGGGCGAAGUGCCCCCAUCCCUAAUGUCGACCGAAUCAUCGGGCCUACGAUUGCAACGGUCCCAGUGCGCGUCAAAUUGAACUUAGAACAGACAGGUCUUGAGGCGAUGUACGAACUUCAAGCGCGAAGUAUUCGGACAAUCCCACACGAGCAGACUGGACUUCAAUCGAUUAAACACUUGGGCAGUCAGUAUCGUACCGCUUCCCAGUUCCAGAAUAUUCUUGUCAUUCAAGCUCCGCAAGACGAAACAAAUGACCAGGGGUCGAUUUUCCCUGCUAAAGAUAUCACUGAAGGCGAUGCAUUUGGUACAUAUGCCUUGGAAGUGGUAUGUCGCUUGAAACCGCAGCGCAUUGUAUUAAAAUUUCUUUUCGACGGAUCAGUUAUCUCCGAAUCGCAGGUAAACAGAAUGUCCCAUCAACUGCGACACACAAUGGCUCGCUUGAACUCAGCAUUCGAUGAGAAACUUUCCAUCCUGUCCCGAAAUAUCAGCACAAUGGACAUCCCCGGCGCGGGCGAAGGCAACAGCGAGCUAUGCCCGGCUGUCCAACAGGAUCCUCGCGAGAAAAUUACCACAAAAUCUGUGACAGGCCACCACUUCUCAGGAGGUUUAUCCACGAACGGCGUUCAGGUCAUACCAAUAACUUCCCGAGACCGCCAGGGUAUAGAGAAAGUUUGGUCGUCAGUACUUGAAGGCUCGGAGGCAACACCCUUUCCAUCUCUGCCGUGCAGUGACUACGUUCCGAGAACGCAAACGACUUUGAAACAUAAGAUCCCAAUGGCAGAAAUGCCUGUUACGAGAACUACCGCGGUCAAAUUUGCCUGGGGGGUUGUUAUCUCACUGUACACGGGAUCGAAAGACGUUGUUUACGGCAUGACCACCUCUGGAGGCCAUAAAUCACCUGCCAUCGCUGACGUCGCUGGAACACAGAUUGCGACUUACCCUCAGCGGAUUUUAUUCACACCGGAGAAGACCAUUUUAAAAGCAAUGCAGGAGCUGGAACAGGAAUCGGUGGACAUGUGUACAGUCUAUGACUUUGGCGUACAAAAUAUCCGCCGAAUCAAUCCCACCACAGCUGCAGCGUGCAGCUUCCAAAACGUGCUUAUCAUACAGCCUGAUUCUAGCAAAGAAGCCUUGAUUGGAGAUAUGCCCACCACGGAACAAGGUUUGGGCACAUAUGCUCUCACUCUCAAAUGUGACUUGUCGAAAGAUUCAAUCCAGACGUGCCUGAGCUUCGAUGAUAGCCUUUUAUUGUCUCAAAAUGCACAGAGAUUGUUAUUCACGUUCUCACAUGUUCUACAUCAGCUUGGGAUUCAAAACUUAGAUUCCAGAUUAGCGAAUCUCAAUACCCUCAGCCCUGAAGAUGAAAGUCAACUAUCUCGAUGGACUGAUAGUUCUCCACAAUAUGUGGAGGGUCUCUUGCACCAGCAAAUCCAGUCUGUCUUCGCACAACAGGGUAACAGUCCCGCUGUCUGUGCCUGGGAUGGUGACUUCACAUAUCACCAAGUUGACGUCCUUUCUUCAAACCUUGCCUGGUGUCUUCAGUCUCUUGGCAUUACUGUAGAAUGCUUUGUUCCGAUUUGUUUGCAAAAGACUCGCUGGACUCCUGUGGCAAUCCUGGGCGUCAUGAAAGCCGGUGCUGCAUUCGUCCUUCUUGAUCCAUCCCUUCCUACACAACGCCUGAAGAAAAUGUGUGAGGAUCUGAAUGCAAAACUUAUGAUCACGUCAAAUGAGCAGGAAAUACCACCAGCAACGCAGCAGCUCUUGGCCAAUAUUCUUGACAUCACUGCGGCCAAUCCGACGUGGCAAAACCAAGAAAAUCUCACUUGCGUGCCACCAUCAAACGUGAAGCCAUCCAGUGCGUUAUACUGCGCCUUUACUUCUGGAUCAUCUGGCCGACCAAAAGGAGUAAUCAUUGAACACAAAGCUCUUUGCUCUUUGCUUCCCAUCUGGGCUCAGAAAGCUCGACUGAACUCUCAGUCACGAGUUUUGCAAUUUACAUCAUAUGCAUUCGAUCCAUGCAUUACAGAAAUGCUCUCUACUCUUUUCGUCGGUGGCUGCAUCUGCAUCCCAUCCGAAGUGGAAAGGCGUGAGGAUCUGGCUACCGCAGUAAGAAGAAUGCGAGUCAAUUGGGCAGAUCUGACCCCGUCUGUUCUUCGGACAUUGAAUCCCACAGAUCUCUCGUGCCUUCAGACUAUAGUCUGCGGUGGUGAGCCCAUGUCCAUGCAGGAAGUGCAGUUGUGGAGCGAUCAUGUGUAUUUGAUCAACGCUUACGGCCCGACUGAGACUUGCAUUACCUUUACCAUGCAGCCCGCUAUCACACUCGCCUCUGACCUACAGAACAUCGGACAUCCUAUUGCAGGGGAUUGUUGGGUAGUUGACCCUUCUGAUCAUAACAGGCUCGCCCCAAUUCACGGGAUUGGGGAAUUGGUUCUUGGAGGUGCCAUGGUCGGUCGUGGGUACAUCAACAGCCCUGCUGAAGAUUCAGCUUUCAUUUCAACCUCGCCGUCAUGGUGGGAGCAUUUCCGAAAAGGCAGUCAGGAGACACGCCUAUAUAAGACUGGCGAUCUGGUUAGAUACGCUGAUGAUGGCUCGUUGCAUUUCAUUGGUAGGAAGGAUUUUCAAGUCAAAAUCCGCGGUCAACGAGUGGAAUUUUCCGAGAUCGAGAAGACUAUUCUAGAAUAUUUCUCGCUGGCAAAAGGUGUUGCUGUUGAACAAGUGCCAGAUAACCACAACAAGUCCUCUGGUAUCCUUACGGCUUUCAUAGAAGUCAUCCGCCAUGAGUGUGGCAAUGUGCAUGAUUGUCAGAGCUUGAGUGAAAGUCUUUUCACCAUUCCUUGCAGCAAUCUCCAUCAGCUUCUUGUCAUUCUCGCAAAGGACCUGCAAGAGCAACUCCCAUCAUACAUGACUCCAGCUCGAUAUCUGGUCGUCGGUCAGCUGCCAUUUGCCAUUUCAGGUAAGACAGAUCGCCGGAGACUGAGGGAUGAAGCCUUUUCCCUUUCUCCGAAUGAUUUGUCCCAUUUGACCACCGCAGCGCAGGCUAGGCGACCACCUUCCACGCCCGCAGAGGAAGCCCUGUGUCAAUCUUGUGCCACGGUCUUGGGUCUUGAACCAGUGACUGUUGGUAUGGACGAUUCGUUCUUCCAUCUUGGUGGAGACUCCAUCCUUGCAAUCCAAUUUGUCUCUCACUCACGAAAGCUUGGAUUUGUCUUCCAAGUCGUCGAUGUUUUCAAAUACCCAGUGCUUUCGGAUCUAGCUUUUAUUGCGUGCCCCAGAGAGGACGUUGAGCUAGACUAUGGUAUCGAACGCGGGAGAAUAUCGAUUCUACCACAAUUUGAGUACGAAGACCUAUUAAUGCACAUCAAUGGACCCCCUCAACAUUUCUUGACCGCGCAACACAUCCAGGAUAUUCUGCCGAUGACGGCUGGUCAGGUUAUGAGACUUCAUGAGCCGUGUUACCACUUCACUCUUGAAAUAUCUGACAAAAUUGACAUGGACCAACUAGAUGUUGCCUGCCAGGCACUGGUGCAACGCUACGACACAUUGCGCACUAUCUUCCAGAAACACAACUCCACAUGGACACAGAUUAUUUUGAAGAAACUCGAAUUGCGUCUUGUUCGUUAUGAGACCAAUAAGGACUUGAGAAGCUUCGUGGAUGGGGUUUGCGCGGCAAACAAUCUUUCCAUACCCCCUGUCAGCACCCCUAUAGUCCAGUUCUCUAUUGUCCAGGGCUCGGAUCGUAAGUCAUGCCUCAUCAUAAGGCUUUCUCACGCCCUCUACGAUGGAUACGCAUUGGAAAUUCUCAGCAGAGACCUCAAGUCUUUGUAUGAAGGCCUUAUCAUGGAUCCACCGGUUCCCUACUCGCUUCACAUAGAUCACUGGCGCCAGGCCCAACAAGAUCUGCGAGGUCUAAAUUUUUGGAAAGCCGAGCUUCAAAACUUCCAUAUGUCUCGUCCGGGUGAUGUUUCAAGUCACUGUGUGGGAAGCAAGCCCUUCAUGGUUGCCGUUCGGACCGAGAUACCUCUUCUGAAGGCUCCGGCGGGUAUCACGCAGGCAACCCUCAUUAAAGCCGCUUGGGCCUUGACCCUCUCUCAAUUUUCCAACAUAAACAACGACAUAAUAUUCGGCCUCACCACUAGCGGGCGCAGUCUGGAUACAAGAUCUGAGCAAAUCUUUGGUCUUUGCAUAAAUCAAGUCCCUGUUCGCGUUCGAUUAGACCCAAAUCAGACCGUUCGCGCCCUUAUGGACCAGAUCCAACAUCAAUAUGCGGAGAGCUUGGCCUUUGAGCUGGUCGAACUUGGCAAUGCGGUAAACGAUGCUCAAGGCUCCAUGUUUGGCAGUGUCCUGACUUUCCAAAACACUGCUCUCCAGAGCCAAAUGCCUGAUCUGGGAGGAGUGUCAUGCUCGUGGUCUGGUGCGGUCGAAGUUGGACAACACAGGACUCGUCACUAUGUUGAGUUAGAAGUGGAACCUGGGGAGACCACCUUGCAUGUUUUCCUAGGAGCUCCUAACACAAUUUGGACUCGGGAACGUGCCAAUGAGGUUCUUCGUGUUUUGUGUGAUUACAUUCCACUGGUGGCUGGGAAUCCCGGAAACCGUUUGAGUGAACUCAGCCUGUAG
Molecule: messenger RNA, 13989 nt
Organism: Penicillium odoratum
Lineage: Eukaryota; Fungi; Ascomycota; Eurotiomycetes; Eurotiales; Aspergillaceae
Product: acetyl-CoA synthetase-like protein
Exons: 1
Coding region: 1-13989 (4662 amino acids)
Biological process (GO): secondary metabolite biosynthetic process; amino acid activation for nonribosomal peptide biosynthetic process
Cellular component (GO): cytoplasm
Molecular function (GO): catalytic activity; phosphopantetheine binding
Source: RefSeq, a predicted model, not a curated record